Filobasidium floriforme is the source of this 2444-nucleotide messenger RNA. Its product is annotated as putative oligopeptide transporter. Gene Ontology annotation, molecular function: oligopeptide transmembrane transporter activity. The transcript is spliced from 16 exons. The coding region runs from base 246 to 2444 and encodes 732 amino acids. Gene Ontology annotation, cellular component: fungal-type vacuole membrane. Lineage: Eukaryota; Fungi; Basidiomycota; Tremellomycetes; Filobasidiales; Filobasidiaceae. The record is from RefSeq and is a predicted model, not a curated record.
GUUCGCUGUUCGCAUGAGUGCAUGACUCAUCCGAUCGAUCGACUUCGAGUGAGCGAGUACCGGAUUUGACCGGGCCUCGGCAGCAUGUGAGCAGCACGAGCAUAUGGCCAGCAUAUCUUUGCAAAAACAUACCCACUCUGAUCAUUGCAAGGUAAAGCAACCCCACGGCUGAUUUCAGAAUCACUUCGAAAUCUUGGACCUCCUUGACGUUACAGAACUGCGAGUCCCUGUGGAUCGACCCCACCAUGACCCAGGCGGACAGGCUUCGCCAACCCCUACUGGACCGAGAAGACCAAGAAGUCACUGCCGGACAUGACGAACAUGAUGAAGUCGAGUAUGAGGGCGACUUUACGUUGCGAGCCGUCGUGGUCGGACUCUUGGUAGGAGUAUUACUAGCAUUCACCAACCUAUACUUUGGUCUUCAAUCGGGAUGGAUUUCGAUGAUGUCGCUUCAGUCGUCAUUGCUUGGAUUCGCCAUCUUUAAGCUGCCGUUGCCGAGAUUUCUCUCACCGCCGGACAGACCGUUUACUGCUCAAGAGAACGUGGUUGUACAGACAACAGCGGUCGCCACCGGGACCCUGCCCUUAGCAGCUGGACUCGUAGGCAUUAUCCCGGCCUUGGAACAGCUAGACCUUACUCUGGACGGUGUAGGCCCGAUGAGGUUGUCCUUCUGGCAGCUCAUAGGCUGGAGCAUCGGGAUAUGCUUCUUCGGUGUCUUUCUCGCUGUUCCUCUGCGCAAACAAGUGAUUGUCAAGGAAAAGCUCGUGUUUCCCUCCGGCACUGCUACCGCACAACUCAUUGCGCUCUUAUUCAAGAUGCCACCCCCCAAAGUUCCUGUGCCUAGAGCGACUCAAAUCGCCACUUCUCAUUCAACGGACUAUCAACCACUGCCGACUUCCGCUGAACAUGUUCGAGACCGCUCGCUGUCGCUAGACGCUGAUCGUGAAGAUGAUGUACAUCCGCAAAUUCCCUUGAACGGUCUACGGAAGCAGUCCGCGGAGAGGGAGGAGAUGGGAAGAAAGGGCUGGUAUGUCCUUGGAUCUUGCUUCGCAGCGAGCGCCUUUGUUACCCUAUUGAGCUUUUGGUUCCCAGUCGUCUUUGCGAUUCCCAUUUUCGACCUUGUUGGAGCGAUUUUCAAUACUAGUCUGGCGUCGACAUGGUUGUGGUGGUUUACGCCCUCGCUCUCAUAUGUCGGACAAGGUAUCAUCAUGAACUUCGAGACGACGCUAUUCAUGAACCUUGGGAUGAUCACGGGAUGGGCGAUCUUGUCUCCUUUAGCCAAGCUCAAUGGUUGGGCCCCUGGACCUGUAUCAUCGUCAACAAAUGGGGCUCGGGGGUGGAUUCUAUGGGUAUCGCUUGCCAUAAUGAUCUCGGAGUCUAUAAUCUCCCUGAUACCGGUGAUCGUGAACUUUACCCGGGAUUUACAUUCACGCUAUGGCACCCGCGCCGGCUUGAAGCGCAAGGGAACGUCUCAGGAUGGCUUCGUGGCAUCGUUGAGUCUCGACACCAUGGAAGAAGAGGAAGAGCUAGACCCCGAACCGCCACAUCGACUAGUUCCGGACAGCUGGGUAGUUAUUGGGCUAGGCUGCAGCGCAAUCUUGGGAAUCUUUCUGGUAUGGUGGAUCUUUGGCGCCGACGGUAUCAGUCCUUGGGCGACUGCAGUGGGCUUGGUCUUAGCAUCGAUCCUUAGCCUUUUGGGGGUUAGAGCCUUGGGAGAGACAGACCUGAACCCAGUCUCCGGUAUUGGCAAGAUCAGUCAGCUACUAUUCGCCGUCUUGCAGCCAGGAAAUGUGGUUGCCAACAUCAUCGCUGGUGGUGUCGCAGAGGCAGGGGCUCAACAAGCUGGCGAUCUCAUGCAGGAUCUCAAGACGGGAUCAUUGUUGAAAGCCUCCCCGCGAUCCCAGUUUUACGGUCAAAUGAUCGGAAGCUUUGCGAGCGUCUUCGUUUCUGUCGGAGCUUACAAGCUAUAUACGAGCAUCUACGAGAUUCCUGGGCCGGAAUUCCAAGUGCCAACCGCUGCGAUCUGGCUGAAUCUCGCUCGAUUGCUGAAUACUGGACAUCUCCCUCCAAAAUCUGCCGAAUUCAUGAUCGCAUUUGGGCUUCUCUUUGCGGUAAUAUCCAGCUUAAGAUAUAUAUUGCCGCUCUUCACAAAACGAGCGACGCCGAGGUUUGUGGCCUACCUGCCGUCUGGGAUCGCAUUUGCGAUCGGAUUCCUGAACGUACCGAGCUUCUCUCUCGCUAGGCUCAUCGGUGGCAUUGUCGCCCUGCGGACAAGACGCAACGGAGAAACGCCGCUGAUUGUCAUCGUCGCGGCCAGCGGCCUGGUGCUUGGCGAGGGUGUCAUCAGUAUCGUAGGUCUAGGCCUUGCAGGUAGCGGUCAGGGCGCAGCCAGCUGUUGGGGUUGUAAUCUAGGUCAUGGCGGGUACUGCUCCAGAGGGUGUUGA